This is a messenger RNA of Aspergillus candidus, 2772 nucleotides long. RefSeq names its product MutS family protein MSH4. Gene Ontology annotation, biological process: reciprocal meiotic recombination; mismatch repair. The coding region runs from base 1 to 2772 and encodes 923 amino acids. The transcript is spliced from 8 exons. Gene Ontology annotation, molecular function: ATP-dependent DNA damage sensor activity; ATP binding; mismatched DNA binding. The record is from RefSeq and is a predicted model, not a curated record. Gene Ontology annotation, cellular component: nucleus. Lineage: Eukaryota; Fungi; Ascomycota; Eurotiomycetes; Eurotiales; Aspergillaceae.
AUGUCGUUUCCUCUCUCUCAGGCUACCCCCGUAGCAGACUCGUUCGUCCCACUCUCCCGGCAGAGUAGUGGUCCGCUGCGGACGAGACCGACAACAACAGCCACCAGUGUGGCAUCUCAAGACAUCGUCUGUGCAGUGAGUGAAUCGCGCGGUAUUUCAUCCACGGUGGGACUGGCUUUUGUCAAUCUUUCAACCGCCGAGACGGUUCUCUGCCAGAUCUGUGACAGCCAGACGUAUGCCAAGACGAUUACGAAAAUCAGCGUCUUUGAGCCCACGGAGAUUCUGUUCAUGAACACAGCUAGGGACUCCAAGCUGUACUGCAUACUUCACGAGAAUAUCCCAGACACUACCUUUACCUUCCUUGAUCGCAGGUGCUGGUCGGAGAAGGCGGGCCAUGAAUACGUCGACAGGCUUGCCUUUCCGGAAGAUCUUGAAUCGGUCAAGCUGGCACUCGGAGGACACUUCUUCGCGGCGUGUUGUCUUGCUGCUACCCUCAAAUACGUAGAGCUCGAGUUAAACCGGAUUUUUGCGUCUCACUCCCUUCGCAUCCGGGUUGAGCCGUCGCAAGGCAUUAUGUCCAUCGACCUGUCGACGAUCGUCUCGCUGGAACUCGUCCAGAAUAUCCACAGUACCAAGUCAAAACAUAGUCUGUUCGGGCUCUUGAAUGAAACGCUCACGUCGAUGGGAUCGAGGUUGUUGAGAGCCAACAUUCUGCAGCCGUCCACGGAGCAGUCAAAGUUGCUGGCACGUUAUGACGCAGUGGAGGACUUGUCGACUAAGGAGGAUAUGUUUGUCUCUGUUAGACAGGCUUUGAAAGGCUUCAUUGAUGCGGAUAAAGUCUUGUCGUCUCUUAUACUGGUUCCCACGAAACGAACCUUCCAAUACGUCGAGCAGUCCGUCAACAACGUGAUCAUGCUCAAGUCUUAUGUGUCUUCAAUCAAAUCAAUCUACAAGGCCCUGGGAACCGCCCAAAGCAGCCUAUUACUGACAAUCAGAGAGCUGUGCGCACCGGCGGGUCACAGAGGGGUCGAGCAGCUCAUCGAGUCUACCCUCAAUGACCAUGUUGCGUAUCAGACCAAACCGCUGGAUCUGAGAAAUCAGCGAAUUUACUGCGUGCGGACUGGCGUGAAUACCCUGCUCGACGUGGCGAGACAGACAUACAAGGAAACAAACAUGGAUGCCGUGGAUCUCAUAGCACAGCUAUCUGAAACACAUAACCUCAACUUGGACCUGAAAUUCGACACAGCCCGCCAAUACUACAUCAGCAUUUCCGCCGCAGAGACAAACUGCUACCUCCCGGAUAUAUUCAUCAACGUGUACCGCAAGAAGAAGCGCAUCGAGUGCCAGACCCUGGACCUCGUCAAGCUCAACCAGAAGAUUGUCGACGCCCACAACGAAGUAGUCAGCAUGAGCGACCAGACAAUCCAAGAACUCAUCCGCGACGUUUGCACAGAAGUCUCCACCCUCUUCCGCGUCAGCGAAGCCAUCGCCAUGCUCGACAUGCUCUCGACCUUCGCCCAGCUGGCCACCUGCAACGACUACAUCCGGCCCGAGCUGACAGACGUCCUAGCCAUCAAGUCCGGCCGCCACCCCCUCCGCGAGAAGAUCCACACGAAGAAGUACGUCCCGAACGACGCCUACGCCACGCCGCAGUCCCGCUUCCAAAUUAUCACAGGCUGCAACAUGAGCGGCAAGUCCACCUACAUCCGCGCCCUCGCUCUCAUGACCAUCAUGGCGCAGAUCGGCUCCUUCGUCCCAGCAGAGUACGCCUCCUUCCCACUCGUCCACCAGCUCUUCGCGCGCGUCUCCACAGCCGACGACCUCGAAGCAAACGUGUCCACGUUUGCCUCGGAGAUGCGCGAAAUGGCAUUCAUCCUACGCAGCCUCGAACUCAGCCCCGACAACAACAAAAGCAUGGUCCUCAUCGACGAACUCGGCCGCGGCACCAGCCCAACAGACGGCCUAUCCAUCGCACUGGCCAUAGCCGAAGCCCUCCUCUGCACGACCCACGCCCUAACCUGGUUCGUCACCCACUUCCACGACCUAGCAACCAUCCUAUCCGCGCGUCCAGGCGCCGUCUCCCUCCACCUAGCCGCAGAUCUCACAGCGGACGGGUCCAAAAUGACAAUGCUCUACCGCAUAGCGGAGGGGGUGCCGCCCGCGCAAGCCUACGGCCUCGCACUCGCCAAUCUGGUUGAUUUCGCGCCUGAUGUGAUGCGGAUCGCGCGGGAUGUCUCUGCUGCGAUGGACGCCCUUGCGAGGCGCAGACAUAGUCGGGCGAGGUCGGUUGGGAUUGCGCAUAAGCGGAGACUGCUGCUUGCGCUGCGGGAGCAGUUGGUUUUGGCACGUUGUGGGACGGUCUCUGGGGAGGCACUGAGGAGGUGGUUGGUGCGGUUGCAGGAUGAGUUCGUGGUGAGGAUGGAUGCUGCUGAUGAGGAGGGUAGUUUGUGUGAGGGGGAUAGCGAUGGUGGGGGGGAUAGCGAUAGUGAGGGGAAUGUACGCCUUCUUGAUAGUGACGGCGGUAAUGAUGGGGAUGAUGAUGGGGAUAUAAGUCUGGUUGGUAUCCACAGCGGCAAUGAUGGUGAUGACGGUGCCGAUGAUAUGAGUUGUGAUAGCGACGGUGAGGUCCUCGCCACUGAUAAGCAUCCCACACACCACAGUGCCCUCGUCUUUUACACCCGCACCUCAUGCCUAUACCUGGUCUCCUUCUCUUGGAGCAGACCAACAGGUGAGCGGGAUCUGCUCGUCGAAUUCUCCUUCAGCUGUGGUUGA